UUUAAGUAUAUUCAUUAUGUAAAAAGUGCACUAGUAAUUAUUGCACUUUUCUGUAUUUUUCUGUGUGUGUUAAGCCUCAUAGACACACACACAUAUAUGUAAGAUAAUUUUAGGAGUAUACACAUACAAUUUUAGUUAUAUAUCCCUAUAUCUAUCUCUGUCUUUAUCCAUCCAUCCAUCCAUCUACAUAUCAAUCUAUCAUCCGUCUAGUGAAAACAUGGAUACAUGCUUGGGAAUAAUCAACAUUAUAUAAGGAUGGCGGCAGGCCAGGGCAGGUGGGAGGGAGAGGAAUACAAUUGGGAAAGAGACUCAGGAACUUUGACCAUAUUUCUAAUGUUUUUAUUUCUUAAGUUAGUUAGUUGUUUGUUAUAGGAGUGUCUAUAAUUUUAUGUAAGUCUGAGAUAUGUCAUAAGUUUAAAAUCAUUAAGUAAUAAAUAAUGAAAGAAACUUUAUAUAAUAUCAGAAAUCAAAAACCACUACCACAUGCUAUAAAUAGAUGGUAAGCGUAACAAUAGAUAUUCAAUGAGAUGAAAUGCUGUUAUUCAAUUGUACUUUGACACUGUUUGGGCUAGAAGGGUCUGAUCCUGAGCCCGGCUUCCCUCUGUUGAAAUGGGGAUCAGUGAAGGAGAGAGAGGUGUUACUUCAAUAGUCAGGGUUAAAAGGACAUGGUGUUACCAAAUGAAAUGUUGGAGUUUGGAUCAGAGAAAGGUUUAUUGCAGGGCCAUGCAAGGAGAACAGGUGGCUCAUGCCUGAAAAGACCCCAAACUCCUCGAAGGGUUUCAGCAAAGCAUUUUUAAAGACAAGGUGAGGGAGGAGCGUGGCUUGUUCUUGCAAACUUCUUGGUGUCAGAAUCGUUUGUUCUUGUAGCUGUCCAUGUAGGUCAGGUCAGGAUGUUCCUGUAAACCUCCAAGGAAGAAAAUGUUAUUCUCUCUGUUCUGCAACUUUUUAUCUCUAUAUGAACGGGAAAGUAUUAUACCCUUAAAGGUCACGGCCUUGAGAAUGGGCUGUGCUGUAUAUUUCAGGCUAUAGGCAACAUUCUUAACUGGAAGCAAAAGCAAUAGAAUACAAAGGUUAAAACAGAAGAAACAGAUCUAAUAUGGAGUCAGAUUUGUUCUUCUCUAUUACAGUGGGAAGGGGGUCACACUUUCUUCCUAUAUGAGGCAAAGCCAAUUAAAGCAGGGGCUGCAUGGGCCUAAAUCAUCAACAUCUCACGACCCAUUGUGCUGCCCUACUUCAGGAAAGGGUAGCGAGGUCCCUCUAAGCCCUGGCUGUCCUGCCUUCUAAGUGGUUUGGGGAGUGGAGUAGGUCUUGUUAGGAGUGGGCUGGGAGACAGGGAGGCAAAAGUGGAGGGAUUAUUAUUAGUAAAAUGAUUAGCAAUGAUUGGCAAAAUUGGGAAAGCCUUGAGGAAGAGCCCCCUUCCUCCUGCGACCCCCUUCCCAGGCCUCAUGAGUGCCUGGAAAACUGUCAGGCAAACAAUCCCCACCAUGUGAUUUGUUCUCACGCUGGGGCUCAGCCUGGACGCCUCUGGGAGCCAGGCCCUCAUGCCUGGGAGGGGGGCCUCGUCCACCCCGGUACAGCUCUUUAAGCCCCCUCCUGUGCUCCGGGGAGCUGGGGGCUGACUCCCUGCAGUGUGUGUUUAUGGGCUUUGAUCCUGCUCUUUGGUCACAGAGAGUAUAACUGCCACCUCCCCUCUCUGACUGCAUGUCCCCCCAUGAGGACAGCAGGUCUGUCCCUCAGUCUCCUAAGGCCACAAGCCCCUUUACCACCCCCUCUCCUCAUACUCCCCGGCACACACGCAAGCAGAAAUAUGCAGUAUAUUUGCGGGGGUGUCCGAGUGUCUGCACUGACUUCAACUCAACAGCCCCCAUCUAUGCCUGGGCAGUAUGAACUGGCUACCUGGUCUCCUCACAAGGAAAGCAGUGCAUUGGAGGGUUAGUAUGUGCAUUUCUUUGUCCCCUGGAAUAAGCAGGGAUGACCUAAUGAUGACCUGUGUUCGACUCUGUCACCCAGAAUUCUGCCCAGCCUGGACCCUCCUCCACCAAGACCUCAAAGUCUUGCCAGCCUCCUCAUCUCAGCUUCCCGGUCCCUUGUUUCAUCCCUUCAGGGUGUGCCCAGACUACCUAGUCUGAUAAAUGCUCCACAGAGAAGAUGUGGCAUGUGGGAAGAGCCCUGGACCACACGUCACGAGUCAGAGUCUGAGCGCUUGUUCUGUGUGACCCUGGGAGUUGGGGGUGAGGCACGGAAGCUGUGAGUGGGGGGUUCUCCUUCGAGUUACCUGGGAGGAAGGGAAAGGAGCGUGAUACAGCUCUAAGGAGGGGGGAUGCCAUCAGGUGGAGAAGACCUGGGUAGGACAGAGGGAAGGGGAGGAGAGAAGAGAAGUAGAAGAGAAACAGGAUGGUGUUGGGGCAGGUCCCAGAGGUGGGGGGACAUAAGGGACUGGAGUGGAGAGGAGGUAAGCCUUGGAGAGGGAAGGACUCCAGCUCUGAGGAGAAAGGGCCAGAGAAGAUGGUGGCUGCAAACAGACAAUGCUGGGGUUCAGAACUGCAUCAGCCACAGACUCCGGGUUCCCAGGCAAAAAGCGAGAGGAGCCCUGCUGAGAAUGGGAAGCUUGAGUGGGGAAGGGGGAAGGUGAGAAGGUGAGGAGGAUGAAGAAGGUGGGGACCAAAGAGGGAGACCCUGAGCCACCAGGAUAGAACAAUGGUUAAGAACAUGUGCCCUGGAGCCAGCCUAGUUCUAGGUUCAAAUCCCACCCUCUGUCCCAUCCUACCCAUGUGACCCUGGGCAAGGCAUUUAACCACUUUCACCAUUAUUGUUCUUUUUGGAAAAUUUUUUAAAAUUUUAUUGGUUAAUACCAUUAAUUCUUUAAUCUGUAAAAUGGGGAUAAUAAUAGUGAGUAUUAUAUGAAAUAAUACUUAGCGUGGUACCUAAAACCAAUGAAUGGAAAGACUGCCAAAUAUAUAGCAAAUGUCUUUUGUGAAUUUAGUAUGUGCCCAACACGAAGCAUUUAGCAGUCAUGAUGCAUUUAAGCCUUACGAGUACCCUGUGAGAUAACUACUAUGAUGAGCACCAUUGUAUAGAACACUGAGGCACGCAUCAGCCCAGGCUGACACAACUAGUAAGCAACAGAGCCAGGAUUUGAAGCCCCAAGCAGUUAGUAUGAAAGUUGAGUGCCACUCUGCCUGCUUGUCACAUAAAGGAGGCCAGUGUGUCAGGGGUCUCCCGAGAAACUAGGAGGGGAGGGUGAUGGUGUUUACCAUAAAGAGGGGCAGAAAAUCACUACCCUGAGCCCUGCUCUCUAGUUCCCCUGCCCUUGCCCUAAAACCACUCAGCUUUCAUCUUGGGGGUCAAGGGUACAGGCAGAGGAGGAGACGGGCUUCGUAAGGGCGUGCCUCAGGCUGGUGUUUUCUGUCUGUGGUGCACAGAGUGUGGCUACUGCUUGUGCUGCCGUCACUAAGUGGCUUAUUAGAUUCAGGUUCCUGGGCACGAGGGCGGAGCAGGACCAGCCCAGGCUGGGGGCAGAUCCCACAGCCCUUGGCUUCCUUGGGCUGAGGCCUCCUGACAAUCACCUUGAUGAGGGUGCAGUUCCAACCUCCAUCCCCUUGCCCAUCCCACACACCUGCUCUGGGGGUUCUAUGGCUGCUCCUGGUACCUCUACAACUGUCCCUUAGACAGUGAGCAGGAAGCAGCUCUUCUCCUUCCAUGCCCUAGAGGGCACCCGUUCACCCCUCCCAGGGAGAAGACAGCUCGGCCAGGAAGUGGUUGCGAGUUUUUUGCUAAGUGUAGCCAGAGCAAAUGGAAGAAGCCCCAGUGCUCGGGAAAGACGGCACUCAGGUAGGGCAAAGCCAGUGUGAAUCGCUAUAGCCACUCUCAAACUGGGACUGUGCUUAUGAAACAUAUCACUAAUACUGGAAUUAUAUUUUUUUUAAACAGGAAUUAAACAUGCCACAGACAGGCAGAUGCAGAUCCACUGAAUCUAAAUUUCUGGGGCCGGCCCAGGAAUCUGCACUUUGAACAAUCUGCUAGACUAAUGCGAACUGGGAAAGUGGCAAAGAGGCAACAGAAUUCUAGGAAGAAGCAGAUUACUUUCAAGGACAUGACUGUAACUGACGUCACAGAGCGUUGAUAAAUGAGUCCCUUCCUGUAGUGUUACCAAGUCUUUCCCAUUGAUUGUUUUAUUUAAUAGCUGUGUUAUCCCCAUCUUACAGGUGGGAAACCUGAGGCUCAGAAACCAAAGUCACUCAGCAGGUAAAUGGUGAAGCAAGUUUUGAACCCACCCAGCUUUUUGUUUUUAAACUCCAGAUCCACACUCAUAGUUGUUAUACCAACCCAUAUUUGCUACUUCAUCCCAGUCUCGGAAUUUUUUUUUUUUUCUUUUGGCUGCGUUGGGUCUUAGUUGAGGCACGUGGGAUCUUUCGUUGCAGCGCGCAAGUUCUUCCCUGUCGUGCGCAGGCUUCUCUCUAGUUGUGGUGCACGGGUUUUUCCUCUUCUCUAGUUGUGGCGCACAGGCUCCAAGGUGUGUGGGCUCUGUAGUUGUAGUGCGCGGGUUCCAGAGCGUUUGCAGUAUGGCGGGCUCUAGAUGAGGCGCGCUAGCUCAGUAGUUGCCGUGUGCGGGUUGCCCCACAGUAUGUGGGAUCUUAGUUCCCUGACCAGGCAUGGAACCCGCAUCUCCUGCAUUGUAAGGCAGAUUCUUUACCACUGGACCACCAGGGAAGUCCCCCAGCCUCGGAAUUUGAAGUCAGAUAGACCUAACUUAAAAUUCUGAAGAUGAUCCCCGCCUCCCACAGAUGUGGAGACAUUAAAAUUUUUGAAACAACAGCAAGAAGCAGUAACACAUACGCUAUACCGGGCACUGUUCUAAGUGCUUUGCAUGUAUUUAUUCAUUUAAUCCUCUCAACAGUUCUAUGAGGUAAGUCCUAUUUGGCAUCACCAUCUUAUCCAUUUUACAGACGAGGAAACUGAGACAAGGAGAACUUGACCAAGAUUUCACAGAUAGUAAGUGUGGAGACAAGAUUAAAAUUCAUGCAAUAUGGCUCCUAAGUUCCUGCUUUUACCCAUUCUCCCUCUCCAGACUGCAGAAAAAGGUUAACUUGAUUCAAUGUAAUCACAGUUGAAAUUCCGAUGGGAUUUUUCAUGGAACUCAGCAAGCUGAUUCUGAAAUUUGCAGAGAAGAGUUUGCCAAGACACUUCCAAAGAAAAAGAGCUGGAGAGUCUUGCCCCAUGAGAUGGAAAAACUUAUUAUGUGGCAAAGUUGUUUGUUUGUUUUCCCAGCUUUAUUGGGGUAUAAUUCACAAAAAGUUGUAUAUAUUUAAAGUGUACAAUGUGAUGGUUUGAUAUACAUAUACAACAUGAUAUGGUUACCAUAAUUAAGUUAAUUGACACAUCCAUCACCUCACAUAGUUACCUUUUGUGUGUGUGCGAUGAAAUAUGUAAGAUCUACUCUCUGCAUAUUUCAAAUAUACAAUAGAGUGUUGUUAGCUAUAGUCACCAUGCCAUACUUUAGAGCCCUAGAACUUAGUCACCUUAUGACUGAAAAUUUGUACCUGGAAAACAAUGUUAAUUCAGACAAUGUGGUAUUGCUUGGACACAGAAAACCGACCAAUGGGGCAGAAUGAAGAGCCCAGAAACAAACGCAACUGUACAAGGAGACUUGGUUGGUGAGUGAGCAUUCUCUGCCAAUCAGAGCAGAAAAGAUAGAAGUGCUUAAUGAAUGGGCCACAACAGUUUAUCAGUGAUUCAUAUGAAAAAUAGUGAAGUGGAAUCCCUACCUCACACCCUACACAAAAUCAACUCCAUGUGGAUUAACGAUAUAAAUAUGAAGGGAAAAACUAUCAAAAUUUAUAGUUUAGGAAAAUAUCAGGUAGGGAAGUGUUUCUGAAAUAAAUACAUAAUGUAUUUUAAUGCACUGCUGCAUUAAAAUACAUUAAAAUGAAUAACCUCUAUCAAAAUCACCAUAUAGAGAAAAAAGACUUACACAACCAAGACAAGAUGUUUGCAACGUAAGUGACAAAGAUUUGGGCCCAGUAUAUUAAGAACUACUGUGAAUCAAUAAGAAAAAACAAGCCAACACAAAAUUGUACAGACAACAUGUCAUCAUGUCACAGAAAAAAAGAAACACAAAUGACCCACACGUAUGUGAAAAGAUGGUCCAGGUCAUUGGAAGUCAGAGAAAUGCAUGUUAAAAUCACAUCUUUUUUUUUGUUUUUUGGCUGCGCCGUGCGGCUUGCAGUAUCUUCGUUCCCUGACCAGGGAUUGAACCUGGGCCACUGCAGUGAAAGUGCGAAGUCUUAACCACUGGUCCACCAGGGAAUUCCCAAAAUCACAUCUUAAAGAUUGGUAAAAAAUAAAAGCCAGAUAAUGCCAAGGGUUGGCGAGGAUGUAAAGAAAUUGGAAAUGAAGAAAUAACAGUGUUAGAGUUUCAGCUGGUACCACUUUAGAAAAUAGUUUGACAUUAUUUGAUAAAGCUGAACAAACACAUACUCUGCACACCAGCACUUCACUAAGUAUAGAGCCUAGAGAAACUUGCACAUGGGCGUAGGAGCUGUCUGUACAAAAGUUUCUAGGCAGCAUUGUUCAAAAUAUUUAAAAAACUAGAAACAAUCCAAAUGUCCUUCAAUAGCUGAAUGAAUAAACAAAUUGUUAUAAUUCAGACAAUAGAAUGAAUAUAUACAACAGUGAAAAUGAGUGAACUACAGCUAACUCCAUCAUCAUGGAUGAAUCUCAAAAAUACUGUAUUCAAGCCAAAGGAGUCACAGAACAGUAUCUGUAGUAUGAUUCCUUUUAGAUAAAGUUCAAAGAAGGACAAAACUAAACAAUAUAUUGUUAGGAAUAGAUUCAUAGGUGACAAUACUGUGAAGAAAAACAAAGAAAUUGAUGAGUUGCUAAAUACAGGAAAGUGGUUACCUUGGAGUGGGGCACACAGGGGCUCAUAGGGUAUCGGAAAUGGUCUAUUUCUUAAUCCAACAGGGUGGGUUCUUGUAUGUUCAUAUUAUUGAUACUUAAACUAUAAAUUGUUCGUAUAUUUUUAUACACUUUUUCUUAUGUAUGAGAAAUUUCACACUAAAUUUUAAAAUACCAUGUGUGCGUGCAUAUUUCUGGGAGAGUCCACAUUCAUCGGGUUAUCUAAGGAGUGUCUGGUCUUCUAACAGAGUACACCUGGGCAUGAAGGUUUCUGUGGUCCCAUCCUGCUCUGAUAUUCAUCCCCAUGAUGGACAGAGGCCUUGUGUCAGCCUGAUUACGGCUCAUCCUGGUCAGCUGACCUCAACCCCCCUCUGCCUUGGAACAGGACAUAAACCAGGUUCUGUUUCUGGAAGAACCAACAGAAAAAACCCCAACCAAAGACACCAAACCCAGCCAACAAUUGAGAUCUCUCCUAGUUCUGUUGUGUACACAUUUCUGGAGUGCAAGCUAUGUAACAGGAUAUAUCAGCAGAGCCUCGGCGUACUCCCAGUAUCGCCGACUCCCCUCUCGCCAGCCGCACCCAUGCUUCUGGCGCGGAUGAACCCACAGGUGCAGCCUGAGAACAGCGGGGCGGGCCCGGGGUCGGAGCAGCCCCAGCGGAAGCGCAAAGCUGCAGAACUCUUGGUGGUGAAAGAGCGCAACGGCGUCCAGUGCCUCCUGGCAUCCCGCGACGGCGACGAGCAGCCCCGGGAGACCUGGGGCAAGAAAAUCGACUUUCUGCUGUCGGUGGUCGGCUUCGCCGUAGACCUGGCCAACGUGUGGCGCUUCCCCUAUCUCUGCUACAAGAACGGCGGAGGUGCCUUUCUGAUCCCGUACACCCUGUUCCUCAUCAUCGCUGGCAUGCCCCUGUUCUACAUGGAGCUGGCUCUGGGCCAGUACAACCGGGAAGGGGCAGCCACCGUGUGGAAGAUCUGCCCGUUUUUCAAAGGAGUUGGCUACGCUGUGAUCCUCAUUGCACUCUACGUUGGCUUCUACUACAAUGUCAUCAUUGCCUGGUCACUCUACUACCUCUUCUCCUCCUUCACCCUUAACCUGCCCUGGACUGACUGCGGCCAUGCCUGGAACAGCCCCAACUGCACCGACCCCAAGCUCCUCAACAGCUCCGUGCUGGGCAACCAUACCACGUACUCCAAGUACAAGUUCACGCCGGCAGCAGAGUUUUAUGAACGUGGCGUCCUGCACCUUCACGAGAGCAGUGGGAUUCAUGACAUCGGCCUGCCCCAGUGGCAGCUCUUGCUCUGUCUGAUUGUCGUCGUCAUCGUCCUGUUUUUUAGCCUCUGGAAAGGAGUGAAGACAUCAGGAAAGGUGGUGUGGAUCACGGCCACGCUGCCUUACCUCGUGCUGUUCGUACUCCUGGUCCACGGCAUCACGCUGCCCGGCGCUUCCAAUGGCAUCAACGCCUACCUGCACAUCGACUUCUACCGUCUGAAAGAGGCCACGGUAUGGAUUGAUGCUGCAACUCAGAUAUUUUUUUCCUUGGGCGCUGGAUUUGGUGUCUUGAUUGCAUUUGCUAGUUACAACAAAUUUGACAACAACUGCUAUAGGGAUGCCCUGCUCACCAGCACCAUCAACUGUGUCACCAGCUUCAUCUCUGGGUUCGCCAUCUUCUCCAUCCUUGGUUACAUGGCCCAUGAACACAAGGUCAACAUUGAGGAUGUUGCCACUGAAGGAGCUGGCCUGGUCUUCAUCCUGUACCCAGAAGCCAUUUCCACCCUAUCAGGAUCCACGUUCUGGGCUGUCGUGUUCUUCGUCAUGCUCCUGGCUCUGGGAAUUGACAGCUCAAUGGGAGGCAUGGAGGCGGUCAUCACGGGCCUGGCCGACGACUUCCAGGUCCUGAAACGACACCGGAAACUCUUCACAUUUGGUGUCUCCUUUGGAACCUUCCUUCUGGCCCUGUUUUGCAUAACCAAGGGUGGAAUAUACGUGCUGACCCUGCUGGACACGUUUGCGGCGGGAACCUCCAUUCUGUUUGCUGUGCUCAUGGAGGCCAUAGGCGUCUCCUGGUUUUAUGGUGUGGACAGGUUCAGCAACGACAUCCAGCAGAUGAUGGGGUUCAAGCCGGGCCUGUACUGGAGACUCUGCUGGAAGUUCGUCAGCCCUGCAUUCCUCCUGUUUGUGGUGGUCGUGAGCAUCAUCAAUUUCAAGCCGCUCACCUACGAUGACUACAUCUUCCCACUCUGGGCCAACUGGGUCGGGUGGGGCAUCGCGGGCUCCUCCAUGGUCCUGGUGCCCGCCUACGUCGUCUACAAGUUCCUCAGCACACGGGGCUCCCUUCGCGAGAGACUGGCCUAUGGCAUCACCCCAGAGAACGAGCAUCACCUGGUGGCCCAGAGGGAUGUCAGGCAGUUCCAAUUGGAACACUGGCUGGCCAUCUGAAUCUGACCCCGAGGAGGAACCCUGCUGCACCAACGUUCAGGUCAAAAGUUUCCUACCACCCCAGACACUGUCUGGGGAUUCCUCUCCGACCCCCCUCUUCCUCUUUUCCAAGUUACAACUGAUUUAGUGACCUGGUUUUCGUUCACUUUCUGUUCACCUGGCCUGAGGGCUGUGGGCUUGGAUUGGUAAGCCUUGUGGGAGAGGAGGAGAGGAGGGAACAGGAAAAAUGACUUCCAUCGAACCUCUUUAGUUUUGAGGAAGUCUCACCCAGUGUGGGAACCGGCCCGAGCUGACGUCCACGAGCUCGGGAAGGACUCCCCACCUCGCUUGCUGGUACUUUGGGCCGCAGAAGAAAUCCUCAGUCCACCAGAUCAGACAGAGGAUGUUGCUUUUUGGUCAGACACUGUAAAACCAAAACACAAAUAAAAAGCCCAGCUGAGUUUGGGAGGUACAGAGAUCUUGCCUCUCUCGUCUGCCCCGGUCAGUGCUCUGUUGUUUGGACCUUGGUUGGGGAGCUUGGGGAUAUUUGUCGCUGUUAUGAAGUCCGUGGAUAGAAGCUCUGGGGGGUCGUGAGCAGAAAUCUUCAUAGUUAGUUUUCACUCUGGUUGACCUGGGUUUGAUUUGUGUGUGUUCUGGAAUAUUCUUCUGGUUUCUGGCACUCAGAGGGUCCAGAGCUAUGGGUGUCACAGUGAGUGGCUUCUGCAGAAGAAGCAGACAAGUCUGUAGAGACCACAUGCGGGUCUCGCUCUGUCAGAUGCACGGAGCUCAGGAACCUACCUGUGGCUCCUGAGACCUUCCUGGGGGACUCAGGACAGGAACCCAGCAAGGCCAGCUGCGUGUCUCCGCUACGGGAUUCUCUGCUGUCCUCACGGGGCCAGGUGGGUGUCCAAGGGCAGCCCGACAGGCUGUCUGUUUCUGUAUUGUUCACAGACACCUGCAAAGCCUGUCCCUGGGAAUCCCGCCCAGCCUGGACCAGAAGUCUCAAGUGAUGAGAAGUGGGCCCUGAAAACUCCCUUUGUCUCUCCUCAUGGGCCGUACUUUGCACCAUGGAGGGCAGCAUGGAACCAAGCAUAUAGCACCCCGGUCACUCAGGUUGAGGGGAGAAUAGUCUCAAUUGACGGAGCAGGUUGGCGGUUGUAGAGAAUUUCAGGUUGAUUUCUGAUACAAACUUAUAAGUGGUGCCCUCUGGUGGUGCUGGUGGCUAGUCUCAGCUCAUUCAGAGAAGCGAUUUGUAGUUGGUAAGUCGGUGGCAUCCAUUUGGAAUUUUUUUUUUUUUAACAUAUGGUCUGAGUUUCUUACGCUCUCAUUGGCAAUCUAGAGUUGUGGGUUAUUGUCCUGACUGUGGGAGGCCCUGUUGCAGAAUCUUGGGCAAAAAAAAAAAGGCCACAUCAUUUCCACUGGGAGUAGAGGGUGCCACACAUCCAAAAGGUGCUUUGGGGAAAGUGGGGUGUCACUGAGCCUAAUCUAUCGAUCAUGCAGUCUGUGGAAGAUGGGCUGGCUGGGGGCAGGGCGGUGGUUUUCUCCCAGGGACAGGGUCCUUAUGUCAUUCUUUAAAGAAAAGUAGGAAAAUCAGGAGACCUUGGAUCUUUCCAUGCGAAAAGUUCAGUUCAAAAUCUGAGACAGCCCAAGUGGCAGGUGUCUUGGACCCUGAAAAAGAGGGGGCCUGGGAGCAUCCAACAGAGUGGAACAAACAGGUAGGGGUCUGGGAAUGAGAGCAAGGUGACCCGUCACUGAUGGAAUUUGGCCUCACAAGUGACUGAAUCCGCCCCUGAAGGGUAAUUCCUCCCUAGGUGUGGCAGCUUGUUUGUUUGUUUUUAACAAAGCACUUUCAUCCAUGUUUACUCCCAUCCGCCCAGCAAGUACUGCAGGGCUGGCUCCUGUGUCCCCAUUCUGCAGGUGAGAAAACCAAGGUCCAGCAUUUCAGUCAUUCUUGCUCAAGGUUCCCCAGCUACUAAGGGAUCCAGUUGGACCCUCAAGUCAGAGCCCCUGACUCUCAGCAGAGAGCACUUUGAAAUUCCCAGCACAAUAUGGUUCACCCCACCCAGGGCUGUCGUUAAACAUAAACAAAAAUCCAUCCAGUCAAGUGGCCAAGGCGUAUUUCUUAGCAAAAGAACAAUGUGUUGGAAGAAGGGGGGGUGGGGGGAUGUCAUUUAUUCUCCUCCUCUAGCUGGUUGCUAGAGAGGAAAUGAUUUAGCUGCUCUCCUUUGAUGAAAAUAAUCACUCUAGGUAAGAGUGGGUUGUGAAAAGCUGAGUCUACUUGGCAGAAAUGAGUCAGAAAAGCCUGUGUAUCAGGGGCACCCUUCAGAGAGAGCCUGAUGUUUGCUCUUUGCCAUCUGCGCGUGGCCCUUCUGCCUCCAGACAUUUGUCCGAAGGCGAAUCAGAGAUGCGGUGCUACCUGAACCAACACCAACCAACCCAGUGGUGCUGCCUUGUGGGGGAAGUUGGCUCCCGAGCCUGGGGAGGGGCUCUGGAGAUGGGGGGACCCGGGGCACCCAUGGACAUUUUCGAGGAGGUGCUGCAGACCUUCUGGGUUCACCUUUCACCCACACUCGAUGGAGAGGGAGCAUGGGCUUUAUCAUAAGUAAUGUUUGAUUUCUUAUUUGAGGCCUUUUUUUUGAUAGUAGAGGUUAUCCGGGAUAAGGGUGCUCCUGUGUACUGUAUAGAGCACUUUUGAUACUUUACCAGAUUUUUUAAGAAUUAUUAUUUUCCAUGAAGUGUAAAAAUAUCUGUUUAAUACCAUCCCGUUAACAUCUACUCAAUGUCUAAUUAUAUCAUUUAGUGUAUACCUGUGAGUCGGUCUUCAUUCUAGAUGCGAAUGAGACAGAGGAGAAGGGGACCUGCCAACUCUUGCCAAAUAUCGUGCCAAAUAAAGGUCCCAAAAGCUGCCUUAAUUCUCAGAGGGGUUCCGGCCCAGGUGGGAGCCAGUCUCUUGCCAAAUGAUCCCGUUAAUGUGAGACCAAACAUUCUUACCAAAGAUAUCAUUUCUUAGUAAGAAGCCCACUGAGCUCAUUUCAUUUCUUUAUUUCCUUUGAAAGCCAUGGAAGGGGAAGAACAGAGAGGGAGUGUGGCGUGGGGGAAACAGCACAGCAUUUAGAGUUGCACGGACCUGGGUCUACGGCUGUCUUACUGGGUCACCUGGGGAGAGGGGCUCCACCUCUGUGGGCUUCAGAGUUCUCUGUCUGUAAAAGCAAGGGUUGGAUCAGAGAUCAAAGGUCCCAUCCAGUAAAAAAAAUUUCCUGUCUCCGUAACAAUGUUAUUGUUGUAAAUUUACAAUGAAGGAAGCACACGGUUUACUGUAGGACUUUCCAGAAUGAUCUAGUGACCAAUAACCUACUACUGAGCAGAGACAUAUCAGGACUAUGAUUUUUCUGGACAUUCAGUAGUUCCUCUUUCGACAAUAUUUCUUCAACUGAUGCCAGAAACACUUGGUAUUUUAAAAAAUAAAUCCAACCCUUUUGUUUUGCAGAAUUUGAGGGUAAGUUGUCAUGCUCUUAUGAGUCCCAAAAUCCACAGCUCUGCGAUGUGCAGCAUGGCUAUAGCUGCGAUCAUAGAAGUCACCAAAAUUCCGGUGAAUGUGAAGUAGCUUUUGGGGUUCCCGCCCUCAUCCCUCUGUUUCUCCACUUUUAUGUAAAUAAGGACUCUUUCAGUGGUGCCCUGUGUCAUGGACUGUUCCAAUGUCAUGCAUAUUUCUAUAUCUGGUGUGUGCAUUUAUUUUAAAAGCUGUUCUCUUCAUGGAAAAUUAAGUGUACAGAAUAAUAAAGGAUAUUUCCUGUGCCAUGUAUCUGGUAGUGGAAUUCUUUCUGGCGUGAAGGUAAAAUGCUACAAAUUAAGUCCAAUGGGUCUUCUAUGAUCAGCUUCCAGCUAGUAAAGUAGAGCUUCUGGCCAUAGUGGCCCACCUUUCACCCAAACAACUCUUGAUAAUCUAUGGAACAGAAGACUAGGGGGGAGUUAAAUCUGUAAUCCUAACUCUGAGAUUGACACUUUUUUUUUUUUUUUUUGCGGUACGCGGGCCUCUCACUGCUGUGGCCUCUCCCGUUGCGAAGCACAGGCUCCGGACGUGCAGGCUCAGCGGCCAUGGCUCACGGGCCCAGCCACUCCGCGGCAUGUGGGAUCUUCCCGGACCGGGGCACGAACUCGUGUCCCCUGCAUCGGCAGGCGGACUCUCAACCACUGCGCCACCAGGGAAGCCUGACACAUUUUUAUUUAAGUAGAAAGUGGAUACCAAGUUAGUAGUUUCGCUUUUUUGUUUCUAGGGCUGAAUUUCAAGGGGAUCAGAGCUUCCAGUUGGAUGGAAAUGAAUGUGCAAUUUAGCACUUGUUUGCAUUUUUCUGGGAAGAGGGAUACACUAACACUUAGGACCUUAGUGCUAUAUUGUAUUGUUUGGGGAAGGUGUGACCUUACAUUGUUAUUUUUAAUGCAAGUAAGCAGAUAGACAGUGACACCAAUAUAAGGGAGGUAUUGACAACCAACAAUUCAGUCUAUGUCUUCAAGUAUGUAAAGGCCGUCAGGGAGUGGGUGGUGGGCCCGAGGGCUGAAUUGAGGCCAAACAGAGAAUGGGAUAGUGCCAGAAGUAGUGAGCACCCCAGUGAUGUCUCUUAGGGAGGUUGUAGAGGGAACUCAGUGUCAGGUAGGGGUGUGAGAGGGGGUUGCAUACCUCUAAGGUCCCUUCCAUUUGGAGCUUAUGGAAUUUUUUUUUUUUUUUUUUUGGAUAGCCAUGAACCCAACCUUGCACAGCAGCAUUGGGAGAGUCAAAUACGUUUAUGGCAAAGAUGUCGGGGUGGGUUUGGCUUGUCGAAUUGGAGUUGGGCAGACAUCCCAGAGAGGGUAUUAUCAUCUGAUCAUUUAAAUUUUACCUCCAGAAUUGGAGUUAGGGUUUAUUAUAAUGAAUCAAACAAAAGGCAGCCACAUUGCUUCCAGCCCUCCCCUCACGCCUGCCUGCCGACAUUUAAUAAGGGGCCCUGCGGGAGUAGAGGAGGGAGCCUGGAGCAGAGGGGGAAAGGGCAGCUCUUCUGGGGGGCUGGCUGCCAUUCUGUCCCCUAGGCUGACAAAUGUAGUUGGAGAAGCCUCACAGGUGGGCUUCACUUUAAGAAACUGGUGGGCUUUUGAAAUGUCCCAAUUUUAAUAGCACUCCUGUCCUAUGUUUGGAGAGAUAGAGCUUCAUUUUUAUCUCCUUCCAAAAGGCCCUGAUAUGUGGAGUCUCUCCCUGGGCCUCAAUUUGUUCAUCUGUGCAAUGGGUCAGGGGUUAUUAACACUAAGUGUUCAUGGAUAGGCUUCAGAAAUAACAGAACCUUCUGAAAUGAAACGCAAAUUUUUGUGUGCAUGAGUUUAUGUCUACCUUUCCAGGAGAGAGAAUUGAUACAUUCAUCAGAUUCUCAAAUGUUGAAGACUCACUGGUAUAUAUUAUCUUUGGGGGCCUCUUUCUUCCGAUAGUACAUGGCAUCUCUCUCUGUCCUCACCCCAAAUGAAAUCAGUAUGACAACAGAGUUCAUUUCUAAAUCUCCAUCACCCUGCAUUAUGUUGACUUUUCAUUCUAAUCCACCCCAGAUCCAAUAUCUCAUCUGUUUUCCUGGCAACAGUUAUUAAACCUUAGUUUUCCGAUUGGUAAAAUGAAAAGGUUGGAUUAGGUGAUUCUGUAAAGUCCCUUCUGUUUUUUGUUUUUUUGUUUGUUUGGGGGGCGUUUUGGCCACACUGCGUAGCAUACAGGAUCUUAGUUCCCUGACUUGGGAUGGAACCCCAUGCCCCCUGCAGUGGAAGGGCAGAGUCUUAACCACUGGACCACCAGGGAAGUCCCCCCUUCUGUUUUUGACUCUAUGAUAUACUCUCAGGGAGUGACCACAGAUAUGAUUGGUGAAUUCACACUAAAAUGUGAAUGACUACCUUUCUAGGCAGCUGCUGACAGACAGAAGUGGAAGUUGCUGCUUUUCACCCAUUCUACGUUUUUAGUGUAGGUUUCAGCAAACAUUUUCUGUAAAGGUCUCUGUCAGAAGUACUCCUCUCCUGUUGUAGCAUAAAAGUAGCUUUAUUUACAAGACAGGUAGUGAGCUGGAUUUGGCCUGAGGUCUGUGGUUUGCCCUGGAUUAGUGAAAAGCACAAAGGUUUUGAGCCAGAUUAGACCUGGGUUUGAAUACCAACUCUACUACUUACUCCUGUGGAAACCUGGACAAGUUAUGUAAAAUCUGAGUCUCUCUAGCUUCUGAAGAGUGGGAAUAACACUGCCAAGAAGGUCAGCAGGAUCGAAUAAAGAUGAUGAACACUUAAGACCAACCUCUCUGGGGCCACAUUGCCUGGAUCCAAAUCCUGGUUCCAUCACUCAAUUGUGUGAAGACUUGGGCAAGUUACUUAACCUCACUUUGCCUCAUUUAUCAUCGAUCCAUGGGAAUGACAAUGACCCCACCACCUCAUGGGAUCAUAGGAAACUGCCCCAGAGGUUUGAAUUGGGGUCUGAGUAGCCAAAUCUGAGUCUCCUUGGGCCUGAGUGCAUGUGACCACUGGGCAGGAAGUUCCAGCUUCGGAAAUACCAGCCUGCACAAGCCUUGCCAGGCAGCAGCCAACCUCCUGCAGGGCCUGGCUGCCUCACAAGCCCUCCGCUGUCAGUCCCCAUUAGGCUGCUGGCAAGGGAGAUGCUCCCUCAGCUGGGCCAUGUUUCAGGGAGGCCCUGACCUCAGCUAUGACCCAGAAGAGCUGGAGACAGAAGUGUGGUAACCAGAGGCUCCUGAAAGAGCUGGCAAGUGAUUGGCUUCUGAUGUCUUUCUUAUUAGCUACUGGCUUGUCAUCAGGCCUGGGAGGGGCUGAGCUGGGCCCCUAGCAGGGCAUGAAGGUAAGGGGUUGGGCCAUAGGAAAUCAAGGGAAACCAUCUCUGUCCCCAGAGGACGCCCAGCAGGGGUCAUGGCCGGAACAUACCCUUGAGCCACGGUUGAUUGUUUCUACAGCAAAGAAUAUAGAGGGAGCAGCCACCCCACCUACUGCAGCUUCAGGCUCCAGUGCAGAGUCUCAGCCUAGGACAGGAAGAUGUGGAGUCAGAAGAGGAGAGGCCUGAAGCAAAAACCCAGCUUCUGGCAAUGGCAAUGAGUCAGAGAGAAGAGUGUUCUUCAGCAGGAAGACAAAGGAGAAGUGUCCCUGGUUCUGGAGAAGGACUUUAGUGAGGAUCUCCUCCUGGACAUGCCCAGAAGCCCAGGAUGCCUCUGGUGAUGCUUAAGAAAGUCAUCAAGGAUUUGGACUCCUUCUAGCUUCCUGUUCUACCAUCUACAGCAUGCGGUUCUCACGGUCAUGGAGAAAAAUGGCUAAUCCACCUGCUGACAUCUUGCCCACCUUUCAGGCAGGAAGAAGGGAAAUAAAGAGAAAGAGCAAAGGGCAGAGGCCUGCUGAAUCUGUGCCUCUUGACUCUGAAGAAGAGUAGGUUUCCUAGAAACCCACCUGGAUGUCCAUCUACAUCUCAUUGGCCAGAUUCAGGCAACCUGGCAACUUUAGCUGUAAGAGAGUCUGGGGUAGGAGAAGACUGUGUAACUGGGUACAUUGCUUCUCUGGACAGAAUCAGGAAGAGGAUCUUAGGAAGAGGAUGAGAAGGACAUUGGGAAGACACUGGUCAUUACCUCCCUUUCGUGGCUUCCUCACCUGAAUUCAUCGUCUGCUGACAAUGGCAGGGGCCCUUGUGAAAAGCACCAUGGUCUGAGUGGCCAUAAAUAAAGGGCUUCUCUGUCCUAUGGGGUGAGAUCAAUGACUCCUUUGGGCUCAAGUUAUGGGGAUUCGGGACGCAGGUCUUGCAGG
Delphinapterus leucas (beluga whale) is the source of this 17097-nucleotide messenger RNA. The record is from RefSeq and is a predicted model, not a curated record. NCBI's taxonomy places the organism in Eukaryota, Metazoa, Chordata, Mammalia, Artiodactyla, Monodontidae.